AUUUUAAACUAUUGUAAAAAAUAAUGCAAAGAACAUGGACUUGGAGAUAGAUGAGACAGUUCUUUAUGACCAAGCAGGAUUAGCCGAUGAUGACCCAAAGAAAGUUCAACAUGAUCUUGUGGAGAAAGGCACUAAAUCAUUUAAAAAUGAAAAGUUUGUCAAUGCAUUGAAAUCCUUUACAGGAGCUGUUGAAGCCCUUGAAGAUAAUCAUAUUCAAUGGACAAAUAGAGCUAUUGUUUAUAUUAAGAAGGAGAGCUUUGAUCUAGCUGAAUCUGAUUGCACCAAGGCCUUGGAAAAGAACGCUGAAUAUGACAAAGCUUAUUGCAUACGAGGUAUUGCAAGGGAGAAGCAAGAAAAGAAACAAGAGGCCCUGGAGGACUUCACUAAAUACCUGGAGAAACAUCCGGAUGAUGAAGCUGUUAAAGAAAAAGUGAAAAGUUUAAAGACGGAUUUGGGAGUAACCGAAGAAACAGCAGAAAAGGCUGGAGAAGCAAAAGAGGAGGAAGAGAAAAAGGAGGAGGAAAGUAAAGAAGAUGAGAAAAAAGAGGAAACCCCAGAGGAGGAGAAAAAGGAAGAAGAUAAACAUGAAGAAGUGAAAGAAGAUAAGAAAAAAGACGAAACCCCAGAGGAGGAGAAAAAGGAAGAAGAUUCACCAGAAGAAGAAAAGAAGGAAGAAGAGAAGCCAGAAGAGGUUAAAGAAGAAGAAAAUAUUGAAGAGGAGAAGAAAGAGGAGGAAGCUGUUAAUGAAAAAGAAGAAUCUCAUGAUGAAGAGAAAAGCAAAAAGAUUGAGGAAAGAGAUAAGUUUGAAGAGGAAAGAAAAAAGAAAGAGGAAGAGUUCAAAAAACGUGAAGAGGCUUUGUUGAAAAGGGAAGAAAAGAUUGGGAAGAAGGAAGCAAAGAUUAAUGUAUGGGAAGAUCAGCAAAGAUUGAACAUCGAACUUCAGCAUCAGCGUGACGAUGAAUUCAAGAAAAGAGUUGCUGCAGAAAAUCUUCUUCUGGAAGAAAAACAGAAAAGGAUACAAAGAGAACUUGACGCAGAGAAGAAAAGGGUUCAGGAAGAGCAUGCUAAGCUUGAGGAGGAGAAACUUGAGUUGGAAGCGGAACGUGCAAGAGUUUAUGAUUCUGGUAUAUCAUCACGCGCAGAUACCGCUGAAUUGGUUUCUACACCGGAAUCUCCAAAACAUGAAUCCCCUCGAAGAAGACGACGUCGGCGGCCUCGCUCAGAGGACAAUAAUACACGACGUCGUAAUCCAGAGGUGGGGCGGGCCCCCGCUCCAGAUUUUGAGAACGUAAAAUCCAAGGUUGAGUCCCGGGGUAACAGAAACUAUAAACCUCAAGGUGGAAGAAUUAAAAUCUUUGAUGAUAAAGACUACAUGAAGAAAGUUAAGAAAAUGCAAGAAAACCCUGAUGAGAGAAGGAGAAGGAAAAGGGAGAACGGAGACAAAUUAGAACGUCCUAGGUCUCUUCAGAUGCAAAAAGUUGACGAUGACAUGGAGGAUUAUGAGUCGGAGGAGUCAUAUCGGAGGCAAGAUGAGGAAAAUCGAUCUCGGAGGAGCGGAGAAGAGGAUAAUCGAUCCCGGAGGAGACAUGAAGGAGAUGGAUCGCGUCGUCGGGAUGAUCUGGCCGGGUUUGGUAUGAGAGAGGAUGUGGAGAAGAAGUUGAGAGCUCGACAGCUAGCUGAGGAGGAGGGUAGAGGACCAUCUAGAUCUAGACGAUAAUCACUAACUUUUCACUAUAUCUUUGCAACCUGAUGUUGUAGACCUUAUAUAUUUCAAUUUAUAACUCUUACUAGACGAAAUACUAAAAAGGUUUAAUAUCAAAGGAUUUAACUAUCAGGUUGCAAAGAUGUAGGGGUUGAAAAUAAGUGUUCAAUUUCUUUGACAAUUAGAAUCUUUUCUGGUUUUGCUUUUAAAAUUAAAAAAAAAUGAGGCCAUGGGGGGCUAAAAUUUCCCACAGCAUGCUAAAAGUGGAAAACCUAUAAACAAUUUUAUCAAUCAAAAUGCAUAUCAUAAUCUAUAUAUAAAUUUGGCUUGUCUGUCUGUAUGUUUUGGUGUCU
Eurytemora carolleeae is the source of this 2055-nucleotide messenger RNA. RefSeq names its product golgin subfamily A member 6-like protein 22. Lineage: Eukaryota; Metazoa; Arthropoda; Copepoda; Calanoida; Temoridae. The transcript has 4 exons. The record is from RefSeq and is a predicted model, not a curated record. Bases 35 to 1717 code for a protein of 560 amino acids. Gene Ontology annotation, molecular function: protein binding.